Molecule: messenger RNA, 3239 nt
Organism: Eubalaena glacialis (North Atlantic right whale)
Lineage: Eukaryota; Metazoa; Chordata; Mammalia; Artiodactyla; Balaenidae
Gene: GRIP2
Product: glutamate receptor interacting protein 2
Exons: 24
Coding region: 1-3129 (1042 amino acids)
Biological process (GO): neurotransmitter receptor transport, endosome to postsynaptic membrane
Molecular function (GO): protein binding
Source: RefSeq, a predicted model, not a curated record
AUGCUGUGUGGGCUCAGCCGGGAGACCCCUGGAGAGGCGGACGAUGGGCCUUACUCCAAAGGAGGCAAGGACGCAGCAGGGGCUGAUGUGGCUCUGGCGUGCCGCAGGCAGAGCAUUCCAGAAGAGUUCCGAGGGGUCACCAUGGUGGAGCUGACCAAGAAGGAAGGCAGCACGCUGGGCCUGACCAUCUCGGGUGGCACCGACAAGGAUGGGAAGCCCAGGGUCUCCAACCUGAGGCCUGGGGGGCUCGCAGCCAGGAGUGACCUGCUGAAUGUGGGCGACUACAUUCGGUCAGUGAAUGGGAUCCACUUAACCAGGCUCCGCCACGAUGAGAUCAUCACUCUGCUCAAGAAUGUGGGAGAGCGUGUGGUGCUGGAGGUGGAGUAUGAGCUGCCCCCGCCCGCCCCUGAGAACAACCCAGGGAUCGUUUCAAAGACAGUGGAUGUCUCCCUCUACAAGGAGGGCAAUAGCUUUGGCUUUGUCCUCAGAGGAGGUGCCCAUGAAGACGGGCACAAGUCCCGGCCGCUCGUCCUGACCUACGUGCGGCCCGGCGGCCCUGCCGACAGGGAGGGCUCCUUGAAGGUGGGGGACAGGCUACUCAGCGUUGACGGGAUCCUGCUGCAUGGGGCCAGCCACGCCACUGCUCUGGCCACCCUGCGGCAGUGCAGCCACGAGGCACUCUUCCAGGUGGAGUAUGAUGUGGCCAUUCCAGACACAGUGGCCAACGCUUCAGGGCCCUUGAUAGUGGAAAUAACCAAGACGCCAGGGUCCGCCUUGGGGAUCUCGCUCACCACCGGCUCCCACCGGAACAAGCCAGUCAUCACCAUCGACCGCAUCAAGCCAGCCAGUGUGGUGGACAGGAGUGGGGCCCUGCAUGCCGGAGACCGCAUCCUGUCCAUCGAUGGCACCAGCACUGAACACUGCUCGCUGCUUGAGGCCACCAAGCUCCUGGCUGGUGUGUCGGAGAAAGUGCAGCUGGAGAUCCUACCUGCGCCCCAGAGUCGGCGGCCCCUGAAGCCCUCAGAGGCAGUGAAGGUGCAGAGGAGCGAGCAGCCACAUCGCUGGGACCCCUGUGUGCCCUCCUGCCACAGCCCCCGGCCCGGCCACUGCAGGACACCCACCUGGGGCACCCCUGCCAGCCAGGACCAGAGCCGAUCCUUGUCCUCAUCUCCCUUUUCCUCGCCGACCCUGAACCACGCCUUUCCCUGCACCAAUCCCAGCACCCUUCCUCGCGGAUCCCAGCCCAUGAGCCCCCGGACCACAAUGGGGCGGAGGAGGCAGCGAAGAAGAGAACACAAGAGCUCAUUGUCGCUGGCCUCCAGCACCGUGGGGCCAGGCGGCCAGAUUGUGCACACAGAGACCACCGAGGUCGUGCUCUGCGGAGACCCCCUCAGCGGCUUCGGUCUCCAGCUGCAGGGAGGCAUCUUCGCCACCGAGACCCUGUCCUCCCCACCCCUCGUGCGUUUUAUUGAGCCUGACAGCCCGGCGGAGAGGUGUGGGCUGCUGCAGGUAGGGGACCGCAUCCUGGCCAUCAGUGGCAUUGCCACCGAGGACGGGACGAUGGAGGAAGCCAACCAGCUGCUGCGGGACGCGGCGCUGGCCCACAAGGUCGUGCUGGAGGUGGAGUUUGACGUUGCCGAGUCCGUCAUCCCGAGCAGCGGCACCUUCCACGUGAAGCUGCCCAAGAGGCGUGGCGUGGAGCUGGGCAUCACCAUCAGCUCGGCCAGCAGGAAGCGAGGGGAGCCCCUGGUCAUCUCCGACAUCAAGAAAGGCAGCGUGGCACACAGGACUGGCACCCUCGAGCCGGGCGACAAGCUGCUGGCCAUCGACAACAUCCGUCUGGACAACUGCCCCAUGGAGGACGCUGUACAAAUCCUGCGCCAGUGUGAGGACCUGGUGAAGCUGAAGAUCCGCAAGGACGAGGACAACUCCGAUGAACAGGAGACCACGGGUGCCAUCAGCUACACGGUGGAGUUGAAACGCUACGGGGGCCCCCUGGGCAUCACCAUCUCAGGCACAGAGGAGCCUUUCGAUCCCAUUGUCAUCUCGGGACUCACCAAGCGUGGCUUGGCUGAGAGGACUGGCGCUAUCCACGUUGGGGACCGUAUCCUGGCCAUCAACAGUGUUAGCCUCAAGGGCCGGCCACUGAGUGAGGCCAUCCACCUCUUGCAGGUGGCUGGUGAGACCGUCACCCUGAAGAUCAAGAAGCAGCUAGACCGCCCCCUCCUACCCCGCAAAUCGGGCAGCCUCAGCGAAACCAGCGACGCGGAUGAGGACCCGCCAGAGGCGCUGAAAGGUGGCCUGCUGGCAGCCCGAUCCUCAUCCACUGUGCCCAGUGUGGACAGCGCAGUAGAGUCCUGGGGCAGCUUGGCCACUGAGGGUGGCUUUGGGGGCCCAGGUUCCUACACUCCGCAGGCGGCAGCCCGGGGCAUGACCCCCCAGGAGUGGCGGUGCAGCCGGCUGAGAAGCAGUCCCCCACCCACCGAGCCCCGGAGGACGAGCUAUACCCCAGCCCCUGCCGACGAGAGCUUCCCCGAGGAGGAAGAGGAGGAGGACUGGGAGCCAGCAGCUAGCCCCACCCCUGGCCCCGCCUGCGAGGAGGGCUUCUGGCGCAUGUUCGGGGAAGCCCUCGAAGACCUGGAGUCAUGUGGUCAGUCGGAGCUGCUGAGGGAGCUGGAGGCAUCCAUCAUGACAGGCACCGUGCAGAACGUGGCCCUCGAGGGCAGGCCUGGCCACCGGCCCUGGAGGAGGAACCAGGAGAUACGAGCUUCCCCAGAAGAAAUGCAGGAGGUGCUGCUGCCGACACCCUUGGAGAUGCACAAGGUGACACUGCACAAGGACCCCGUACGGAGUGACUUUGGUUUUAGUGUCUCAGAUGGCCUCCUGGAGAAGGGCGUCUAUGUCCACACUGUGCGCCCUGAUGGGCCAGCUCAACGUGGGGGUCUCCGGCCCUUUGACAGAGUCCUCCAGGUCAACCACGUUCGCACGCGGGACCUUGACUGCUGCCUGACGGUGCCGCUCCUGGCCGAGGCAGGCGAUGUCGUGGAGCUGGUCAUCAGCCGCAACCCGCUGGCCCAGAGCAGCCGGGCCCCACGAGCACCGGGCCCCAGAGGCCCACGGAUGCUGUGAAGUCAGCACGUGGUCUGGACACCUGGGAAGAUCCUGGCGCCCACACCUGCAGCCAGGCUGAAGAAGUGGCCACCCACUCGUCCAUCUGUCAUCUGGCAGGCUCUGACCAG